GGAAGGAAUGGGGAAAAACAAGGCUGGCAAAGUUGGCCUACUGGAAAGUGGACGGUGAGGCGGACGGGCGGGGCUGGAAGGGAUUCUUGCCCGAGCCAACCGGUGGCGCCGGGACGGGGGACGUCACGGCCAAUGGACAGCCAGCGCGGGAUUUUCAACUUUUGUUCCGCCCAAUCGGGCAAAGAGUGCGCCUAUAAAGACGGCGGCGGCGGAGCGGCGUCUCGUUUCCCUGCCUGCCGCUGCGCGGUGAGACCGGUGCUUGUCUCGCCAUGGCGCGUACGAAGCAGACCGCCCGCAAGUCCACCGGCGGCAAGGCCCCGAGGAAGCAGCUGGCCACCAAGGCGGCCCGCAAGAGCGCGCCCGCCACGGGCGGCGUGAAGAAGCCGCACCGCUACCGGCCCGGCACCGUGGCCCUGCGCGAGAUCCGGCGCUACCAGAAGUCCACCGAGCUGCUGAUCCGCAAGCUGCCGUUCCAGCGGCUGGUGCGCGAGAUCGCGCAGGACUUCAAGACGGACCUGCGCUUCCAGAGCUCGGCCGUGAUGGCGCUGCAGGAGGCCAGCGAGGCCUACCUGGUGGGGCUGUUCGAAGACACCAACCUGUGCGCCAUCCACGCCAAGCGCGUGACCAUCAUGCCCAAGGACAUCCAGCUGGCCCGCCGCAUCCGCGGGGAGCGGCACCCGGAGGGAGCUGUGCCGCUUGCGUCCCUCGUGUCUUCCGGGGUCGGGGCGUGGGAUAAUGCCCCGUGGGGGCCGGGGGUCAGACCUACUCCCCUUCUGCGGCCCCAUCUGGAGCCUUGCAGAGUUCGAGUUCGGCCAGUUGUCCUUUCCGGCCUGGCGGUCCUCCUCGCUGACAGGGCGCACGGUUGUGGUCUCGAGCGGUGCCCACCGUUUCCAGGCGCAACCUUGCGGACCGCCUUUUCCAGGGCUUGGUGUACUGGACUGCGGCCCAGAGUCAACUGCCUGGGUGUGGGAAGAGGGGUGGAGUCUGACUGCAGGCCGAGAGUCACUGCCCGACGCUCGGGACUUGCAUUCGACCGCGCUCCCGCCCUGGCCUUUGCGCGAGCGAAGGGUGUGCGUUCGCUUUCUCCCUGCUCUCUUCAGAGCCGUGCCCUUCCCAGGCAAGCGACUGUUGGCUUCCGCCAGGGCUAUAGUAACCUACCCCCACCCACCCUACAUUGUGCUCCUACGCCAAAAGCCCUAGGUCGGAGGUUGUUCCUACUUGUUAACGUGGCCUUAAAAGAACAUUUCCUGGACCAGUUUCAUACCAUGGCGCGUACGAAGCAGACCGCCCGCAAGUCGACCGGCGGCAAGGCCCCGAGGAAGCAGCUGGCCACCAAGGCGGCCCGCAAGAGCGCGCCCGCCACGGGCGGCGUGAAGAAGCCGCACCGCUACCGGCCCGGCACCGUGGCCCUGCGCGAGAUCCGGCGCUACCAGAAGUCCACCGAGCUGCUGAUCCGCAAGCUGCCGUUCCAGCGGCUGGUGCGCGAGAUCGCGCAGGACUUCAAGACGGACCUGCGCUUCCAGAGCUCGGCCGUGAUGGCGCUGCAGGAGGCCAGCGAGGCCUACCUGGUGGGGCUGUUCGAAGACACCAACCUGUGCGCCAUCCACGCCAAGCGCGUGACCAUCAUGCCCAAGGACAUCCAGCUGGCCCGCCGCAUCCGCGGGGAGCGGGCUUAAACUAAGUACGUUUUUGAGCAGUCGAUCCAAAGGCUCUUUUCAGAGCCACUCACGUUUUCAUCAAGAGCAGCUGUGUCAGCUUUCCACCUAGUCUGCCUCUACUAUGCCGUACCUUUGUUCUCAGUAGAGGAUUAUCAGGGACACUGGCUGUGGGGGGUGAAGUUAUGAAAUCCGAAUGCCCAACCUUUGGUUGACCGGCGAUAACUGGAAACAGCAGACGCGUGGGCUUUGGUUCCGGCCCGGGUUUAUAUGCUGGUUUAGAUCUAGAGAGCUAAUUCCCCGUACAAAAUUUUGCAUGGGGGCAAGAGACAUUGUGCCGAGCUGCGAGAUUCUUCAAAGUAAAAGUCCUUUUCCCGGUUUUAUAGGUUAUAUAAGCCUAGUUUAUAGUUCUGUAUUUUCCUC
Messenger RNA from Carlito syrichta (Philippine tarsier), 2078 nucleotides. RefSeq lists its product as uncharacterized. Gene Ontology annotation, molecular function: protein heterodimerization activity; DNA binding; structural constituent of chromatin. NCBI's taxonomy places the organism in Eukaryota, Metazoa, Chordata, Mammalia, Primates, Tarsiidae. Gene Ontology annotation, cellular component: nucleosome. The transcript has 4 exons. The record is from RefSeq and is a predicted model, not a curated record. The coding region runs from base 270 to 1676 and encodes 468 amino acids.